CAAUCACCGCCAUUGGCACUCCUCCAGAAAGGAUCUCUCGAGAGAGACAACAAAAGAUCUGCAUGGUAACGAAACAAUGAGGAUAUAUCAGUCUACUAGAAGAAUACAAAGUGCAAGAUGGCUACUAGUAGCACUGCUGGUCCUCGCGCUUCCCUUGUCCAACGGAUGGCUGCUGCCCGUUCCUCGGCCCUCCAAGGGUAUCGCCCUUUGGUGCACAACCCCCUUGAUUUCUUCCAAUUUGGGUCCCGAUGAAAAUGUUUGGAAACAAGAAGGGGAACGAAUCAUCACCGAGGCAGCCGUUGGUGCAGGUGCUUCACCAGAAAUGUUGACUAUUGAAUGGAAAUCGGGUCGCGUGGUGGUGACGGUCGAUGCUCUUGCCUACAUUUCGGGAGAGGCUGAUUCCACACUGAUGGAAGACGAUGAUAUUAUCGACGAUGAUGACAUGAUUCUCGACGAGGAGGGAGACGACAUGAUUUUUGAAGAAGGAGAAGACGAGCUUAUUGAUGACAACCAACUACUAGACGAGGAAGAAGACUUUUUGUUCGAAGACGGUGAUUUGGAUUUGGAAGAAAUGGGAUUUGUGGAAGAGGAGGGUAGCUCCAGUGAGGGCGUGGACGUGGUCUCGAUUGCCAGGGCCAUCAAUGCUGCGUUUGAGGAGGAAGGAGAAGGAUCACUGGGAUUCAACGUUGCCGUUCAUCAUUCCAUUGAAGUGACAACCCCGGGGGCGACGGAUGAAUUGUCGGGCAUCAUGUUUGAAUCCUACAAGGGAUUUGAUGUCAUUCUGGAAUUCCAUGAUUCCAAAACGGGCAAAACAAAAAAGCUUGAAGGAAAACUCAUCGAACGAGACGACGAAGUGACACGCAUUAACGAACGUGGGCGAAUGCGCAAGUUUAAGAAUGAACUCGUGGAGAGUGUUCGGCUGCCAAAAGCCAAAUUUGAAAAGGGCGUUGGUGGCUCCAACAAGAAGAAAAAGGCGAAAAAGAAGAAAAGGAAAUAAUUGUUAUUCUCAUGGCUAGAUUGAGAGUACCCGAUCAUUGCUCCAAGGGCUCGUGGGUUCGUUUGACCAUUCUGCUGUGAAGUCAAUUCAAACCCAAUCUUUACAGCUUUACUAGGACGCAAUACGCAAGUAGUGUCUUGGCCUUCAUCAUGGUCGAAGUUGGAUCCUUCCUUCAAUCCACCC
Molecule: messenger RNA, 1180 nt
Organism: Seminavis robusta
Lineage: Eukaryota; Bacillariophyta; Bacillariophyceae; Naviculales; Naviculaceae
Source: the annotation of a GenBank genome assembly